Messenger RNA from Mytilus trossulus (common blue mussel), 1919 nucleotides. RefSeq lists its product as uncharacterized. The record is from RefSeq and is a predicted model, not a curated record. Gene Ontology annotation, molecular function: zinc ion binding. The coding region runs from base 170 to 1918 and encodes 582 amino acids. The transcript is spliced from 3 exons. NCBI's taxonomy places the organism in Eukaryota, Metazoa, Mollusca, Bivalvia, Mytilida, Mytilidae.
GUUAUCCGGCGUGACGUAGCAGCCGGUAGUUACAGCAUCCGGGCAUCACUGUAGGUGACGCUUUUCCCUAGAUACUCCAAUCACCGCUAAUGGUCAGUGGUAAUACCCGAGGGUAAGUUAAUUGAGAUAACACUUUACAUUUAUUAAUUAAGGUGUAAACAAUAAUUAGAUGGCAUACAAUUAUUUUGAUAAGCUAGACAGUGUGGCACAAGGUCGUUAUAGUACCAAAUUAGUGUUAAUUAACAGUGAUGAAUGUCCAUACAAGUUCCCUGCAGGUGUUUGGAAAAAUAACCCAUCUUGUUGGCCAGAUCUCCAGUUUGGAGAUGUGUAUUCAUAUUUAAUUGACUCGCCAGGCAUUUUUACCCGAGCAAGUAUGAAAUCCUAUAAGAGUUUGGAUGCCCACAACUAUUUUCAGUCAGGAUGGGUUCAGACAGUUUACAGCUAUAAGCCUGCCACCAGUGCAUACACUAUACUGAAAGCAGAUGUUAGGCCUUCACAAAGACUGAACGAGGAACCUCAUCACCCAUGGGUUGCCCUCUCUGGAGAUGGUUCAGUAGCCGUGGCUCACUGCAAUUGCAUGGCAGGGCUUGCAGAAUCAUGUUCCCAUAUUGCAGCCCUUCUCUUCAAAGUAGAAGCCGCUGUGAGACUGGGAUAUACCACUAAACUUUGCACUGAGCUACCAUGCAAGUGGAAUGCUGAUUUCGUUAAAAAGGUACAGCCUGCGCCCGUAAAAGACAUUCAAUUCUAUAAAACCAGCUGUAUAAACAAAGCAAAGAAGGUAAAAGUUCGACAUUUGUCAUCAACCCAACAAGAACAACAGACUCUUCUUCAAACUUUGCAUGCUUGUAACAGCAAACCUGUGGUUUUAAGUACAUUUGACAACUUCUCUGACAAAUUUCACUGGCAAAAAACUGUUUCCUCAGAUCCGAUUGUACCACAAUGUCUUAGAUCUCUGUACAAGACAGAGUAUGCAGACUUCACAAAAAUAUAUUUAAGCAGGAAAUGCUCCGAAAUUAAUGAUAGUUACAGCAUGAAUAAAGAGACAAUCAUGUAUAUCUACGAUGUUACUCAAAAACAGAGCUCAUCUUUAACAUGGCAUGAACAACGCAUUGGUCGAAUAACAUCUUCAGUAGUGUACAGUGUUUUACAUACAGAUUUCAACAAUCCAGCGCCAUCACUACUUAAAACUUUGUGUAACCCUAGUUCAAAAUCACUUGAUCAUGUACCUGCAAUUCAUUGGGGUAAAGAAAAUGAAAAAGUUGCGCUGCAUCAGUACAGUGCAACCAUGAAGACACAACAUCAACAUUUUAAUAUGAGUUCUGCAGGCUUCCUAAUUUCUAAAGAAACCCCUUUUAUUGGUGCUAGUGCUGACUCUGUAGCCAGCUGUUCCUGUCACGGAAAUAGAGUUAUAGAGGUCAAAUGUCCGUUCAGUCACAAGGAAUCGACAUUACAGGAGUAUGUAAAAGACCCUUCAUCCUGCAUUGUGGCUAAUGGCAGAGAGGUGAAGACUACACACAAAUAUUACUAUCAAAUCCAGCUUCAUAUGUACGAGCAUGAUGUAAAUUUAUGUGACUUGGUAAUUUAUACAUCAAAGGUAACAGCGAUAUUUUAUAUUUUACGCAAUGACAUCUUCAUUAAAGAUAUGAUAACAAAACUGAAAGAUUUUCACAUUCGUCAUGUGAUGACAGAAUUAUUGACGAGACAAUUGGAAAACAAGAUUAAACAAGUACCUUUGAGAAAUGAUAAAUUGUAUUGCUACUGCCGAUCAAAGGAUGAUGGAAAGGAGAAUAUGAUUGGUUGUGACAACCCACAAUGUAAAACUCAGUGGUAUCAUCUUAAAUGUUUAAAAAUGAAAAGAAUACCAAAAGGACAAUGGUUAUGCAAAGACUGUAAAAACAUUCCCGUUACUAGCUCUUAAU